Molecule: messenger RNA, 351 nt
Organism: Staurois parvus
Lineage: Eukaryota; Metazoa; Chordata; Amphibia; Anura; Ranidae
Source: the annotation of a GenBank genome assembly
GGCACAUCGGGCUGGACUCCGGGCAGAGGCACAUCGGGCUGGACUCCGGGCAGAGGCACAUCGGGCUGGACUCCGGGCAGAGGCACAUCGGGCUGGACUCCGGGCAGAGGCACAUCGGGCUGGACUCCGGGCAGAGGCACAUCGGGCUGGACUCCGGGCAGAGGCACAUCGGAUUACCAGGGAAGCAGCAGGCAGCGGGCCACCGUGCGGAGCAGCAGGCAGCGAGGCCACCAGGCGGAGCAGCAGGCACCGGGCCCCCAGGCGGAGCAGCAGGCACCGGGCCCCCAGGCGGGGCGACAGGCAUCGGGCCCCCAGGCGGAGCGGCGGGCGCCGGGCCCCCAGGCGGGGCGA